AUGCACGUGCACGUCAAAGUUAAGGUCUGUCAGCCUGAGGUGGAUUGUGACUUGGAGUGUAUACAUGGCUUCACUACUGAUGAGCACGGCUGUGAGGAGUGCAGAUGUAAGACCUCUGAACAAGAUGUGAACGAGUGCACUGUCAACAGAGGCGGAUGUGAACACGACUGUGUGGACACAGAGGAAGGCUACAACUGUACCUGCCGGGAUGGCUACAGUUUGUCGGGGACACGGCAUUGUGUUUCGGACACAGAUGUCGACGAAUGUGCUACAAGUAAUGGUGGGUGCCAGCAGACCUGUAUCAACACCGAGGGGAGUUUUUACUGCUCCUGCCAAGAGGGAUACUCUCUGGACUUCGACGGUACUACAUGCCAGGACGUAAACGAGUGCCAGUCAUUCGAAUGGCGAGACUGCCAUCACUGCACCAACACUCCUGGUUCCUCCAACUGUACCUGCAAGGACAGACACAGACUGGUAGAUGGAAAAGAAUGCCGUGAUGAUGAUCUGUACCCAUACGGAAUAGAAGUUGGCAGACUGCCCUUUUCCCAGCAAGGACACAAUUGCAGGCAGCUGACGUUACCGAUUGAAGGAUUUCGAUUCUUCGGGCGACGACAUUAUCAUAUCUACAUCUGUGACAACGGGAUCGUGUCGUUUGACCGGAUUCAGCGGCCACAAUGGCCAGUCAAACUUACAAGUUACCAGUGGCGGUACCAGGCAGUAAUCGCGCCAUUUCUCGCGAGAUCUCGCCCGCACGCGGGUUCGAAAAUUUUCUACGAGCUCUACUCAAAGUACGACCAGAACCCUCACACUCUGGGCGUCCUUCUUCGGGCACGUGAGGAUGGCAGGUCUGUGAGAGGGUUUUACCUCCCAGAUUAUGACCCAGUGUGGGCCCUUGUGGUGACAUGGACCGACAUCGUCCCAGACAACAGUGUCUGCCCGAGAGGAGAUUGUCCCGCCGGCACCACAUUGCCUAGAAACACUUUCCAGUUAGUACUGUCAACAGACGGAACACACUCGUUUGCUCACUUCAUCUACCCCUCUAAGAAGAUUGAAUGGGCCAGUCCAGAUGAGAUAUUGGGUCAAACCAGUCACCCGAACGCGAUUGCAGUGGCCGGAUACAACGCCGGUCAGGGCUGGUGGUUCAACUACGCGAAGGACAUGGAAUACUCCGGCACCAUGAAAAUGAAGUGGGCCUGGCUGAAAUACGGGGGUCAUUGGAGCUAUCCCCUACAGGAACAGAGCGACCUGUACGUACCCCAGCCGUCGGUGCUCCGGUGUGCUGCAUGGGUCAGAAGGCAAGAAGAGGACGUGGGGUUAGAGUGGUUUCUAAAACACAUGUACCACAGACUGGAAAGUACAUAUUCGUGCCCCUGCACGGCAGAGCAAGCUUUCUACGACAACACGUACAGAUACAGCGUUACCGGAACGGGAUCUUGCGCAGAAAGUAGGAGACGGCUGACGUUCCACUACGGCGGGAAACGGUACUCCUUCCGCCGGACGUGCUGCUACAGUCCUGCGUUUUUCUGGUGGGAAAGACGUGUGGGCUGGCGCGGAUGGUGGUGGCGGCGGGCGCGGGUGAUUCUCCGGCGACGGAGGGUCGGUGGAGGGCGACUACUGGGGGGAUCGAUAGGAGGGCAUUUGCUGCUGAACGACCGCUUGGAAGACGAAGAGGCACGCCACCAGUGCUGCGUCGAGUCGGGACGUGUGAGAAAUGGCUGGUACUGUCAGAGGUUCUCCCAACUCCGGCCGUGGUCAGUGCCCCAGUCCUGGGGGACCGGGAGUCCUUGUCGGAACUAUCCCAUUCGUAUAGCUUGGAUCCGCAGGGUUCGCCGGCGGACCCGGUUUUGGGGAGACCCUCACAUCUCCACACUGGACGGCGUGCGGUACACGUUCAACGGGCUGGGCGAGUUCGUACUGGUGGAUGUGGACGAUGGUGAAUACCAGGUGCAGGGAAGGACUUGCUUCGCCAAAGGAAGCAGUCGAGCAACCAUCUUCUGUGCCAUCACUGCUGCCCAGAGGAACCACACCGGAAUCCAGGUCAACCUGGAAGGGGACUCUGGUGCUGACCUCUAUAUCAACAACACUGCCGUGAACAUAUCGCCGUUUGAAGAUGACGAUUUUGAGUUAGAAGUCGACGGAAGUGCGCUGGUGACCCGACCGUCCAACAACUCCAUACUCAUCGUGUUCUUCAGCGGGAUUACUCUGAAAGUUACCGCCAAUAAGGCGAUGCUCUUCGUUGAGUUUUCGGCGCCGAUGGAGUAUAUGAACAAGACGCGAGGCCUGCUGGGAAGGUGGGACGGUGACACGUCCAACGACUUUGAAUUCUCUAACGGAACCGUGCUGCAUCCCAACUCAUCCGAGAGCCAGGUCUUUGAGAUGGGAAACUCAUGGCUGGUGACAGACGAUGAUGGCCCGAUGAAGUCCAUUUUCCACUACAAACCUGGUGAAAGCUUCAGCAACUUUACGUCUGCGGGUUUCAUUCCGAAAUUCACUGACGAAGUGACCUUCAGUGACCCCGAUCUCGAGGAGCAUGCGCGUGACGUCUGUGGUAACGACACGUCUUGUCUGUUUGACGUCGCCGAGACAGGAGACAUCGAGGUCGGGAGGGCGGAGACGGAGGAUGAGCAGAACUUCGAAGACGAAAUGUCCAUUCAAAACACGUUCCCACCCGUACUUACUGGACCGGAGGCUGUAUACGCUAAGCUGGGGGAUGUUGUGGAGAUACGAAUUAACGCCACGGAUCCUGCUGGCCUCGACAUGACGUUCGACACUGGUGAUGAGAUGCCACCGGAAAUCUCCGUCCUUAUCAACGGAACUGACGUCACUCUUCUGUGGAAUGUAACUUGCGACGAUUUCUUCAACCUGCAGCUCAUCUCAACCAACACGAAAAACAGUUCUGCAGAAUACUGGCCUGUUGUCUACAUGUGCUCCUGUAGGAACAACGGAUCCUGCGACACGACCAGCGCCAUAGAUCCGGCACUCGUCAGCGACGAUGAAAGGUUUGUGAGACUAGAUUGCGUCUGUCAGGAUGGCUUCUCUGGUGAGCAGUGCGAAACUGAUCUUGACGCCUGCGCAGUGAACUUCAACCCUUGCUUCCCUGGGGUGAACUGCACGGACCUCCCCCCACCGGCAGGUGUAGACGGUUUCGAAUGUGGAGACUGCCCGCCUGGGUAUGAAGGCAACGGAACAAUUUGCCAAGAUGUAGAUGAGUGUGAGACUAACCGGUGCCAGCAUGUCUGUACCAACCUCAUCGGCAACUUCACCUGUGACUGUUAUGCUGGGUACCAUAUUGCGGACAACGGCUUUGAAUGUUACGACAUCAACGAAUGUUCGCUGCCUAAUAACUGCAGUCAGCGCUGUGACAACACGGACGGGUCCUACAAAUGUUCCUGUUGGGACGGAUUCAGCUUAGAACCAGACGGGCAAUCCUGUCAACCGGAGAAUCCCUGUGAGACAGGGGACGACCCUAGUUGUGACCCUGACACUGGCUGGUGUACCGUCAACGCGACUGUUGGGGCGCUGUGCGUGUGUGAGAAGGGGUACAAGCUGGCACACGACGGAGUAACAUGUCAAGAUGAGGAUGAAUGUGAAACCGGGAAGAACCACUGUAAUCAACUCUGCAACAACACUGCUGGCGCCUACACCUGUUACUGUGGGGAAGGCUAUGAGCUCACAGACGAUCCUGUGCAGCCGUGCAGAGAUAUCGACGAAUGUUAUGAAGGUACAGACAACUGUUCUGUGAGCGAAAUCUGCGUCAACAUACAUGGGGCAUAUUACUGCGCUUGCGCCCCGGAAACCGCCCUUCGUAAUGGCAUUUGCGUUCCAGAGAUACCUGAAAUGACAACAAAACCAACAACUGUGGAGGAUAACACUGUGAUGAUGGAGGUCGAGAUGAAUAUGGAGGAGUUCACAGAUGCCUUCCAACAAAACCUGGUGGGGACAGUUGCGGCAGGACUGACGUCAUUUUGCGCACGAAACAUGAAGGAGUAUCGUGAAUGCUCAGACGACAGGUCUAUAAGGUGUGGACAAACCAUUGCUACCUUUCACUUCACAUCAUCAGACGUCCAUACCCCUCAGCGAUUCCCAUAUGCUCUGCACGGUGACCAAGUUGUCAUUGGUUUCUACGUCAUUAAGCCUGGGGAAAAUAGUGCCACGAACCAGCUCUUCCCAGGCGAAGUCCUGCUCACAGCAAUGGAACAAAUGAAAAUGGAUAUUGAAGAAUCUUUCGGGUAUAAGCAUGUAAUGGUCAUGGCACUUGCCUCAUCGUUCAACCCGAGUGUUCGCACAGUGCGACCGAUGACAACCAAAUCGAGCCCAGUCGCCAUUUCAAAACAGGAAACUGACAUCACAACCAUCGCCAUCAGCGCCCUCACAACCACGGCCAUCCUGAGUGUUAUGGCCUUGAUAUACUUGCGUCUUAGGGCCCAAGUGAAGGUUGUGGACCUGCCAGACGACAAUCUUGGAUCCAAAGAUGCUCCAGUCAUCGAGCAGUUCGCCAUGUCAGAGUCAACUCGGCAGCUGGUGGAGAAGUGAAGGGCUCCGUUCUACAUAAUCAGGUCAUGGGAAACUAUUUCAAGACAGUGAUCAGACCAAUGGGAGACAAUCACAUAACUUGUGGUUUACACUUUAUCAACCAACAAAGCUACU
This is a messenger RNA of Branchiostoma belcheri (Belcher's lancelet), 4647 nucleotides long. Its product is annotated as mucin-like protein. Lineage: Eukaryota; Metazoa; Chordata; Leptocardii; Amphioxiformes; Branchiostomatidae. Bases 1 to 4533 code for a protein of 1510 amino acids. Gene Ontology annotation, biological process: cell-matrix adhesion. The transcript has 28 exons. The record is from RefSeq and is a predicted model, not a curated record. Gene Ontology annotation, molecular function: serine-type endopeptidase inhibitor activity; calcium ion binding.